CUGUGAAGAACACCGGGCACGGUGCAGAUCCCAGAGCAGCUGUGAGUAAAGACUUGUCCAGAAGCUAUUGGCUCUAAAAAUACAAACCGCUUCCAAGUCAGUAGUAAAAACACACCUCGAAGAGUAGUACCAUCGAGGCGUUAACAUUUUAUUCUUGUAAGAUUUUUUUGCUCAAAACUCGCAGCCGCUAAAAUGGAAACACAGUAACUGAGCGAAAAUUGCUGGCGGAGAAUGCAACAAAGGGAAAGUUUUUUUUGUUUUCGACCGAAUUGUGGGAGUAYUACAGUCACGCCGUGACCCAGAGAAACUGCUCUGCUCAUCUCCGACAGAAAGACUCCAUGGCAUAAAGCUCGUCCUCAGAUUCAUCUUCUCCUUGAGGAAUUCUGUUGUGGAGCUCACCACUCUGACACACUGCUGCCUAWAACCACAGCCUGAAGGAAACUAGGAAGCAGUCGGCAGGAGACAUGCCUGCCCUGGCCACAGGAGCCGGCCAUGAGACAGGCCUGUACGAGCUGCUGGCAGCCCUGCCAUCCCAGCUGCAGCCUCACGUUAGCCGUCCUGAAGACAACACUUUCCUUCAGGACAUGUUUGGGGAGAGAGGUCUGCGCUCACUUGUAAAGAUCCAUGAACGGCUGCAGUACUAUGAAGAGAGAAAACCUGUCCCCAUCCUGGACUGUUCUGCAGCUGUGGCUCAAGAAUUGUCUGUAGAUCUGGAUGGAAAAUCAGAGAAUGGAGAUGUUAAAGAGCUUCUGAAACUUCUGAAUAAAGCUCAUGUGAAGAGCCUCCUGUUUGUCCAUGACACUGUUGCUAAGAAGAGUUAUGACCCUGAACUACCUCCACUGCCUGACGACGUUGAUGACAACGAGGAUUCUGUGAAAAUUAUCAGGCUGGUGAAAAACAAGGAGCCUCUU
Austrofundulus limnaeus is the source of this 911-nucleotide messenger RNA. RefSeq names its product MAGUK p55 scaffold protein 7a (gene mpp7a). The record is from RefSeq and is a predicted model, not a curated record. NCBI's taxonomy places the organism in Eukaryota, Metazoa, Chordata, Actinopteri, Cyprinodontiformes, Rivulidae. Gene Ontology annotation, molecular function: protein binding.